UUACCGGACACGUCUAGCCGUUGGGGGUGAUCUCUGUUCCAAAACGAGGCGGAGCUUGAAUUCCAAACUGGAUUGAGUCCCUCCCGAUACGUCACUCUGGGAUAGGCUGCGAGCAGUCGAGCAACGCUGUCAGUCAACAGGGUUUCGGGUUGGUUACCUAGGCAUUCUCGGGACGGGACCCCCAAGCAGGAGAAAGUAGCCUUGCCCAUCGCGGGUGUAGGCGCUGGGAUUAAAGUGAUCGCCAGUCCCACAGCUUUCGUCGAAACUGCCAGUAGGGAUUCAUGCUGUGUUGGUUAGCUAAAUGCGGUACGAAGCUAAAAUGAUGCCGAUGUUCCUGACAGUGUACCUCAGUAACAAUGACCAGCAUUUUACUGAGGUUCCCGUUACCCCGGACACGCUGUGCCGGGAUGUGGUGGAGCUGUGCAAGGAGCCGGGGGAGACAGACUGCCACCUGUCUGAGAUGUGGCGUGGAUCUGAACGAGCUGUAGGUGAUGGGGAGAGGAUGCUGGAUGUGCUCCAACGAUGGGGACAACACAGGGCGGAGGUGCGCUUCUUCUUGCGUCACAAUCGAGCCCCUAGCAGGGAAUCGGGUGGGUCAAGAGGCUCAGAGCAGAAGAGGAAUGGAGUGAAGGGUAACCCAGACAGAAGAAUGGAGAAUGGGGUGGCGACACCCCGGAUGGACAUGACGCUGGCCGAACUACAAGAGAUGGCUGCCAGACAGCAGCAACAAAUAGAAGCUCAACAACAGCUCCUCGCUUCCAAGGAGCAGCGGCUGCGCUACUUGAAGCAGCAGGAGCAGCGUCAGCAGCAGCAGGCCUCCGAGCAGGAGAAGCUGCAGCGCCUCCGAGAAAACAUUGAGAACCAGGAAACGCGGCUUAAGAAAGUCCGGGCCCUCAAGGGUCAAGUGGAGCAGAAGCGCAUCAGUAAUGGAAAACUGGUAGAGGAAAUAGAGCAGAUGAACAACCUGUUCCAGCAGAAGCAGAGAGAACUAGUGAUGGCUGCGUCUAAGGUGGAGGAGCUUAGCCAACAGCUGGAGUUGCUAAAAAAUGGCAAAAUGGACAACUACAAUGACAACCAGAGCUCUGUGGCUGAACUAGACCACCUCUACAAGGAACUACAGCUGAGGAAUAAGCUCAACCACGAUCAAAACUCUAAGUUGCAGCAGCAGAGAGAGGGCCUGAACAAGCGCAACCUGGAGGUGGCUGCCAUGGACAAACGGAUCAGUGAACUCCGAGAUCGGCUGUGGAAGAAGAAGGCAGCACUGCAGCAGAAGGAGAACUUGCCUCCUCAGAUUCCCUGGCAUUCAGAGCUCACCCAUGCCAAUAAUGGCUACCCUGGUAAAGAGAGGGCUUCAAAAGACACUCAUCUUCAGGUGCCCUCUGAUGGCCAAGCUGGACAGCAGUCAGGUCCGUCUCGCGUGGCGGCGGUUGGCCCAUACAUCCAGUCGUCCACCAUGCCCAGGGGCCCAGUGAGGCACGACCUUCUUGUAAAACCAGCCUACCCAGACGGCACUGCCACCCUUCCAACCCACGACCCACAGAGCAAGGCUGGCACAGCAGGAGCAGAGGAGUCUGGAACACUUGCUGAUUGUGAUGUCACUUUGAGCUUAGAAGAAGCCAUGUUCUUGCUUAAGCCACUGAAAGAGCUGCGGGCUAAGAGAAAAGGCCUUCAGCCAUCCAAGCUGGCAGACUGGGACUCUUCAGGUCCAGAAACCAACCUCAACGGUCAUGGAUCAGCUUCAACACUGCCACGAAUGACCUCUCACUCUAACACAGACCAAGAUGAUACAGAACUGAAGAGAGACAGGAAGGUGCGUCCAUUUUCAAUGUUCGAGCCAACGGAGGCUCCCACUACCUCCCUCCGCAAAAACCAGAGCAGUGAUGACUUGGUCAGGGACGCGCAGUCUGCUCCCAAAGCUCCAGUCAAGGUGCCUCCUCCUGUUCCCACCAAACCAAAAGGCCCUGGUGCCGUGCCCUACGGCAAACCAGGUCUCAACACAGGCACCUUCCCCAAAGCCAAGCCCCACAGCCAGCAGCCUCCGGCUGCCCAGGGCCGCAACCCUCUCCCACCUUCACAAAGCCAGACACUCCCCCUGCCUUCUAAGCAGGAUACUCCACCUGCAGCCGCGGUGCGACCCUUCACCCCAGAGCUGUCCUCCUCCAAAGAUGCCAGCCUGAAUAAGCCCCAGACCUUAACGGCCAGCUCCAUUUACUCCAUGUACACGCAGCUGCCUGGCUCAGCGAAGCCUUUCAACCAACCUGGGGUCCAGGGCGCUCUCAACAGGUCUCAGACCCGCACCAAUGGAUUUGUCAGUGUGUACGGUAAACCAGUGAUCCCCAGUGGCGGCUCCCUACAUCCAGAGAACCCUUACAUGGACCGACGCUCCCCUGCCCUAGAAUUUGAGGUUGACCACAAUGGAGCCAACAACAUGGGUCCCAGCCCAACUGAGGGCCCUCAACCAGAAUCAGAGCGCACCCCCCGGCCCCUCAGCCCCACCAAGCUGCUUCCUUUCAUUUCCAACCCAUACAGGCAUCAGAGUGAUGGUGACCUAGAAGCCCUAAGAAAGAAACUCUACAAUGCCCCAAGGCCCCUAAAGAAACGCAGCUCCAUCACUGAACCAGAGGGUCCUGCAGGGCCCAACAUUCAGAAACUCCUCUACCAGAAGACCACACUGGCUGCAAUGGAGACUGUGACUACACCAACCACUCCCACCUAUGCUGAUGAAGCAGAGAAGGCGACAGAGGGAUCAGUGGGGCCACAUGUUCCAAGCCCUUUGAGUGGUGCAGAGAACAACCCAUCGGAAACGGGACAGACUCUGGAGGGAGGUCAGCUCUCGUCUCAUAUUCCAGGUGCUAAUGUCCCUGUUCCAGUGCCUGCUGAACAGAACAAACCAUCUUCAGCCAUCCCAGAGAGCGAGGAAAUUAUUCCACCUCCUCCCCCAUCCCACCCAGCUCCCAAGCCAGAUGAUGCUCUUUUCCCACCACCACCAACUCCUGGCUUGGAGGACUCAAUUGCCAGCCUGCCCCCUCCACCUCCAGAAGGCUUCCUGGAAGAGUUCCCACCAUACCCACCACCGCCAUACCCCAGUGGAGCGGAGCAGGACAGCUUAGGAGAAGACACUUUUACCAUGAAGGCACCAGAGGUUACUGGCCAGGUCACUCUGCCACCGGGAAAAAGGACCAACUUACGCAAGCUUGGCUCUGUACGCAUCGAUCACGACAUGAGAGUGAAGUUCAACCCGCUGGCUCUGCUGCUGGACUCUUCUCUGGAGGGAGAGUUUGAUCUGGUCCAGAGAAUCAUCUAUGAAGUGGAGGAUCCCAGUCAGCCCAACGAUGAAGGCAUCACUGCUCUGCACAAUGCCGUCUGUGCCGGACAUACGGAAAUUGUCAAGUUUCUGGUUCAGUUUGGAGUCAAUGUCAAUGCUGCUGACAGUGACGGAUGGACACCUCUUCACUGUGCUGCAUCCUGCAACAAUGUGCAAGUGUGCAAGUUCCUGGUGGAGUCUGGUGCGGCCGUGUUUGCUAUGACUUACAGCGACAUGCAAACAGCAGCUGAUAAAUGUGAAGAGAUGGAGGAGGGCUAUACUCAGUGCUCUCAGUUCCUCUAUGGUGUGCAAGAGAAGAUGGGCAUCAUGAACAGGGGGGUGGUCUAUGGUCUGUGGGACUACAAUGGCGAAAACCCUGAUGAACUAAUGUUCCGCGAGGGAGACUGCAUGUCCAUCAUCCGCAGAGAAGACGAGGACGAGAUUGAAUGGUGGUGGGCACGCAUGGGCGACAAUGAGGGGUACAUUCCCCGAAACCUCCUAGGGCUCUACCCCCGAAUAAAGCCAAGACAGAGAACCCUGGCUUAAAACACAAAGAUCCCUGCACAUUCCAGUCUGCCAGAACUCUACACACACACACACACACACACACACACACACACACACACUCAUCUAUACAAAGGCUUAAACAGACUGGGGAAGAGAAGGACACUGUUGAAAUGAAGAGACAAGGACAGACCAAACAUAUGAAGGAUCAAUUAUAAACUCUUUUCUGGCACUUUUUUCUGUAUCGACAACAGGGGGAUUCUCCCUCACUUAUUUUAUCCAGGCCACACUGUGUACUGAGUACUUAAGACACUGUUGGCAUUGUUUUCCUUUACUCCAUUGUUUUUGUACUUAGUGUCUGAAACUAUUUCUAAACUGACAAACUCAAAUGUUGGGAUGUAAAUGGAACAAGCUGUAUUUUUAUUGCUCCCAUAAUUUUUACACUUUUAAAUAGUCUUUUAAAAUGUGUUUUCUGGGCUACACACUUGGGGCUCAACAUUGGAUGAGUUGAACAAGUGGAUGAUGAUGAUGAUGCAUUUGAAAUGCUCUGUUACCAUGACAAUCUUUGGCAGGCUUGUUUUUUCGUCAUCUGUGUUGAGUGACGGUGUCUGUCUUUACAACUGCACUAGAAGUAAAGUUUCAGUUGUGACCACCACUGUUCUGGCUAAACAAACAGAAAAUGAGAGGACAAAAACGGUGAAGAAGCUUUUGAUUGAUCUAUUGCUGUUCAUUCUGUGGCCUAUGAUACCCAGAAAGCCAGUCUGCUUUCCUGAAUUGGCACAUGGUUGAGAUGCCAUAGAUACUGUGUAUUCAUGAGUUUUUGUCAUAGAAAUAAUGAAAAGUUACUGUAGGAAUGAUAUUGUUAUGAAUAUGGACUUUCUCUUAGGAGGCCCUUUGACCAGGAAGACAUCAUGCAGUAUGAAUUUAAUGACCAUACAGUAAUGUAAAAAGGCAAGCAAACGUUUGGUAAUUACUAAGCGAUGAUGCCACUAAAUCGCAAAGUUGUAGACAAUUUCUCAAGUAAUAUCACAUAAUAAAAAAGAUGGAACUAUACAAUAUCAAGUUUCCAGAACUCAGCUCAUCACAUAUCUCUGUCAAUGCAGAUGUAUUUAUUUUUGUUACUUUUUUCUUUAGCCCUUUUGUCAGAACUAUAACCACCAAUGUACUCUAGUAUUUCAAACAUUUACAAUAAAAUACUUUAAACUAAG
Molecule: messenger RNA, 5016 nt
Organism: Etheostoma spectabile (orangethroat darter)
Lineage: Eukaryota; Metazoa; Chordata; Actinopteri; Perciformes; Percidae
Gene: tp53bp2a
Product: tumor protein p53 binding protein, 2a
Exons: 23
Coding region: 302-3850 (1182 amino acids)
Biological process (GO): regulation of apoptotic process; signal transduction
Cellular component (GO): nucleus
Molecular function (GO): p53 binding
Source: RefSeq, a predicted model, not a curated record